This is a messenger RNA of Closterium sp. NIES-67, 1875 nucleotides long. The record is from the annotation of a GenBank genome assembly. Lineage: Eukaryota; Viridiplantae; Streptophyta; Zygnematophyceae; Desmidiales; Closteriaceae.
UUCUUGUUCUUUCAAAAUCUUCUGGCUUUUGGGUGCUAACCAGAGCCCCAGUCCUCAUAAUCAGCUUUCCGUUUCCCGGUUGAUAAAUCAGCCGUUCAGAGAGCUGAUUCGCGUGAGCGUGAGCCGCUGCAUUUCCUCCUGCAUUCUUGCACCAGCCAGCCAUGGCGUCCGCCUCCGCGUCCCUCCUUCAAAAGGCAUUCCUCACCGGAUCUCCCCUUAAACUCUCCGCAUCCUCCGGCACCGCUCUCGCAGCCACCAAUGUCUCCCUCGCAGCGCCAUUCCGGAAGACUCCAGUCGUCCGGGCCAUGUCCGCUGGCAGCCAGGUCGGCGAGAUCGCGAGCGUCAAGGCCCGUCAGAUCAUCGACAGCCGCGGGAAUCCGACGGUGGAGGUUGAUCUGAUGACUUCCAGGUCCAGCACGGUUUUCCGCGCGGCCGUCCCCAGCGGAGCGUCCACGGGGAUCUACGAGGCCCUGGAGCUCCGCGACGGCGAUAAGAGCAAGUUCGGUGGGAAGGGCGUUCUCAAGGCCGUCGCGAAUAUUAAUAACAUCAUCGCUCCUACGCUGAUCGGUCUCGACCCGAGGGACCAGCGCGCCAUCGACUCGCUCAUGCUGGAGCUGGACGGCACGCCCAACAAGUCGUCGCUGGGAGCCAACUCCAUCCUCGGCGUCUCCCUCGCCGUCGCCCACGCCGGUGCUGCCGCCAGCUCCGUUCCCCUCUACAGGCACCUCGCCACCCUGGCGGGCGUGGAGCAGCUGAUCAUGCCCGUGCCGGCCAUGAAUGUCAUCAACGGCGGCAGCCACGCGGGCAACAAGCUGGCGAUGCAGGAGUUUAUGAUCCUGCCCACCGGGGCCUCGUCCUUCUCAGAGGCGAUUCAGAUGGGCUGCGAAGUGUACCAGGUGCUGAAGGGCAUCAUCAAGAAGCGGUACGGGCAGGACGCGUGCAACGUGGGCGACGAGGGCGGGUUUGCGCCCAACAUUCAGGACAACAAGGAGGGGCUCGUGCUGCUGGUCGACGCCAUCGAUAAGGCGGGGUACACCGGCAAGGUGAAGCUGGGCAUGGACGUGGCAGCAUCGGAGUUCUACACCGCGGACCACAAGUACGACCUCAACUUCAAGCAGAAGCCCAACGACGGCACCGACGUCAUCACCGGGCAGCAGCUGGCAGAGCUCUACGAGAGCUUCGUUAAGGAGUUCCCCAUCGUCUCGAUCGAGGACCCCUUCGAGCAGGACGACUGGGUGAACUGGGCGGCGCUGAAGGCGCUGCUGGACGUGCAGAUUGUCGGGGACGACCUGACGGUCACAAACCCCAAGAGGAUUGCGGAUGCCGUGCAGAAUAAUGCCUGCAAUGCGCUGCUGCUCAAGGUGAAUCAGAUCGGCAGUGUGACGGAGAGCAUCACAGCAGCGCAGGACGCCAAGGCAGCAGGGUGGGGGGUGAUGGUGUCCCACCGCAGUGGUGAGACGGAGGACACCUUCAUCGCCGACCUCUCUGUGGGCCUUUCUGCCGGCCAGAUCAAGACAGGAGCGCCAUGCCGCAGCGAACGCCUGGCCAAAUACAAUCAGUUGCUGAGGAUCGAGGAAGAGCUUGGAUCUGCUGCGAUUUAUGCUGGAGAGAAGUUCAGAAGCCCAUGAUCAGGAGGAUAUGCUGCCACUGUUUUACUUGCCGGCUGUAUAUGAGAGUGCAUGGAACCAAAGGGCAAAGCCCGAUGGUUUUCAAUUUGCCCUCCAGAAAUCGGAGGGGAGUGUAUGUGGUUGGAAAAGCAGACUUCAAGCCCAUAGUGAAAUCUAUGUCACAUUUCCACAUAGGUAUGAAUCAGUUAAGUCACCAAGGAUUGUUGGUGUUAUGAAUGAACGAGCAGAAUAGCGCGGAAAUUAAUGA